AUGCGUGCCAAGGGAGAAACGCAGUUACAGUCCUCUAAAAUGAAACCUGUUAACACAGAAGAUGAUAUGAAGGUCGGAGUCGGGACUCCAGACGAUGAAACUCAAGCUACGAGGGGUUUUCCAUUAAUUGUAGGAGGACGAAAUGCAAAGCAAGGAAUGUUUCCAUGGAUGGUUGCUUUAUAUUACAAAGACGAAAUUAUUUGUGCUGGCGCUAUAGUAUCAAACACAUCUAUUUUGACGGCUGCACAUUGUAUCAUUAUGGAAGGAGUUCUACAGUGGACUACUUCCUUUUACGGAAUAAUAGGUGAUGUAAACAGACAUUUGGGAAGAAGAAUAUUUUUCAAUAGCUUCACACCUCACCCCAAUUAUGAUCACUUCGAUAAUGAUUUGGCCCUUUUAACAACCCAAGGAACUAUAAUUUUCAAUGAAUUAGUGAAACCUAUUUGCGUGGCGAGACCAGACACCGAUGAUAUGGAGUACUUAAACACGACUUCUAUGGGAUGGGGCAGCACCAGCCGAAUAAGAUGGGGAAAGAAGAUACCUGAUAUUCUUCAAUACGUAAAAUUAAACGUCGCCGCAAAUGACCAGUGCUCAUUUUUGUUCCCACGUUUAUCUGAAAAUCAAUUAUGUGCUGGAAGGAGACUUUCUGGAAUUUGCUACGGAGAUUCCGGUGGUCCUUUGGUCCAUCUUAGUGCCAAUAACCCGCCAGUUGCCAUAGGAAUUGCAGCAUAUGUCAAUGAACUUGUUGGCUGCGCAAAAUUCACUGGACUUGCUGUCUUUACUCGCCUUAGCAAUUAUUACGAAUUCAUAACAGAAAAUAACGCUGGCUCUAAGAUAUGCACAGUUUAAGCUGUUCAUAUGGAUAUU
Molecule: messenger RNA, 867 nt
Organism: Stegodyphus dumicola
Lineage: Eukaryota; Metazoa; Arthropoda; Arachnida; Araneae; Eresidae
Product: chymotrypsin-1-like
Biological process (GO): proteolysis
Molecular function (GO): serine-type endopeptidase activity
Source: RefSeq, a predicted model, not a curated record